This is a messenger RNA of Vigna radiata var. radiata (mung bean), 899 nucleotides long. RefSeq names its product pathogenesis-related genes transcriptional activator PTI5. Bases 214 to 744 code for a protein of 176 amino acids. Gene Ontology annotation, molecular function: DNA-binding transcription factor activity; DNA binding. NCBI's taxonomy places the organism in Eukaryota, Viridiplantae, Streptophyta, Magnoliopsida, Fabales, Fabaceae. The record is from RefSeq and is a predicted model, not a curated record. Gene Ontology annotation, biological process: regulation of DNA-templated transcription; ethylene-activated signaling pathway. The transcript has a single exon.
AUGGAAAUUAAUAAUGAAGGGAAGAAGUGCAAUAUUGUAAUUAAGAAGUAGAAGUGAUGGCGAUAGUAGGGGAAGAAAGGCACAAAAUAUUCUAUGCCUUCACCUUUUCCCAUUUAUUCCAUAGAUAUAUGCCAAGUCCAAAACCACUUGACACACCUUUGCCAACUUCCCCUCUCUUAAAAAACCAGACAAACACUCAAACAAACAUCAAACAUGGGAACCAACAAAAACUCUUUUUCUCAAUUCCAAACAGAGUUCUUACCCUUCAACGAGAACGACCCUCAGGACAUGGUCAUAUACCAAGUUCUCAACGAGGCCAAUGCUCUCUCCAACCCUCACCAAAGACUCCACCAACCGCAAUUCGCCCUCGACCCCACCAGAAACAUCGCCAAAAAACACUACAGAGGAGUUCGCCGCCGACCCUGGGGGAAGUACGCCGCCGAGAUUCGGGACUCCGCACGCCACGGCGCCAGAAUAUGGCUCGGCACUUUCCAGACCGCCGAAGAGGCCGCCAUGGCUUACGACCGCGCCGCCUUCAAGAUGAGAGGCGCCAAGGCUUUGCUCAAUUUCCCAGCCGAAAUCGUGGCUGCGGCCGCCUCAGAGUCGUCGUUCAAUAAUAAUAAUAAUAAUAAUGAUAACAACAACGAUGCUGUCUCUGAUUCUAGUGGUGGAAGCUCUUGCAUCACCAAUAAUUCCACUCAGGUAAAUGGGUCUCGAUCAGAAAGCACAAGUAGCACUAGUUAGGGGUUGCACAGAUGUAGAAUUUUUUUUUUUUUUUCUUUCUGGAAUGGGUUGGUUUAUCAUGGUUUGGUUUAAUUAUUACCACUACAAAUUAUUUGUAUCUGUCUGUCAGACAAUAAUUAAUUAAUUAAUUAAUUAAGUUGAUAUAUUUUGGUUUA